Molecule: messenger RNA, 1191 nt
Organism: Fragaria vesca subsp. vesca
Lineage: Eukaryota; Viridiplantae; Streptophyta; Magnoliopsida; Rosales; Rosaceae
Product: nucleobase-ascorbate transporter 2-like
Exons: 11
Coding region: 1-1191 (396 amino acids)
Biological process (GO): transmembrane transport
Cellular component (GO): membrane
Molecular function (GO): transmembrane transporter activity
Source: RefSeq, a predicted model, not a curated record
AUGACGAAAAAUCGUCAACUCAAGAGCGAUCACAGUCCGACUAGUGACGUCAUGGACAACGAAGAGGCCGAGAAUGUUAAUGUGGAGAGGUCCAACGGAUAUGUGAAGCUUCUGCUACCAACGCCGCCGCUCGGGCUCGGAGUUCUUACUGUUACCUUUCUCAGAACAGGGAGUCCUAUAUUGUUUCUCUGUCAAAUAAUAUUACUAGGCUUUCUGCACUUUGUGGUACUUCUUGGGAAUAUCGUGGCCCUGGUAACUGUAGUGGUACCAAUAAUGGGUGGCGGGAAGAAGGAAAAGGUAACACUGGUGAUGAAUCUGUUGUUCAUUUCUGGUAUCAACACACUGGUGCACGCCUUCUAUGGGACUAGACUUCCUGUGGUGAUCGGAAGCUCGUUCGCUUACCUCAUCCUGGUCAUAAGCAUAGCGGACUCCAAACAUGGAAUACCAAACCCCCAGAGAUUUGAGGACACAAUACGAGAGGUACAGGGAUCUCUUCUGGCGGCAUCACUGUUACCGAUCUUCCUUAGUUUGUUGCCCGGGCUUGUGAGAUUUAUAUGGAGGGCUCUUGACCCAAUUACCAUGAUACCAAUGAUCAUAUUCACAGGCUUUGGACUUGUAAAUUUUGGUUUACCACAGCAGCACACAUAUAUGGCCAUAAUCCACAACGGCUGGGUUGUGAUGCACGGAGGACUUGGCUUGUUGGUCAACACUGGCUUCAGGAUCCCCUUGCCGUUCCAAUGGGGAAGUCCUAAGCUUGAUAUGAGACAUGCAUAUGCAUUGAUGGCCGCUUCUAUAGUUUCUAUGGUGGAGUCCACUGCUUCUUUUGUUGCAGCAUCUAGGUAUGCCGGUGCCACCUGGAUGCCACACACUGUGCUCCAGCGUGGUCUUUGUCUGGAGGGAUUUAGCAGUGUUUUGAAUGCCAUGUUUGGAGUGAGUGGCUCCACAGUAUCCAUUGAAAAUGUAGGCCUGUUGGGAUUUACACGGGUCGGAAGCAGAAAAGCAGUCAUGGUUGCAGCUGGCUUUAUGAUUUUCUUCUCCGUCACAGAUGUUUUGGGAGCAUUUGUUGCAUCUUUGCCAUUGUCUAUCAUAGCAGGCUGGUCUUUGAUACUUCAUGGCUAUGUUGCGUCUGUGGGAACUAGUUUCCUACAGUUCUGCAACCCCAACAGCCACAGGAUGACAGGAACAUGCUGA